Euleptes europaea (tarantolino) is the source of this 531-nucleotide messenger RNA. It is a transcript of the gene RPP21, whose product is annotated as ribonuclease P/MRP subunit p21. Gene Ontology annotation, cellular component: nucleolar ribonuclease P complex. Gene Ontology annotation, biological process: tRNA processing. The transcript is spliced from 5 exons. NCBI's taxonomy places the organism in Eukaryota, Metazoa, Chordata, Lepidosauria, Squamata, Sphaerodactylidae. The record is from RefSeq and is a predicted model, not a curated record. Bases 1 to 531 code for a protein of 176 amino acids.
AUGAUAAAAGACAAAGAAGCCUUCCAGAGACUCAAUUUUCUUUACCAGGCAGCACAUUGUGUCUUGGCACAAAACCCAGACAAUCAGGAGCUGGCUCGUUUCUAUUGCCAUACGCAGAACAGCAUCAGCCGACGCCUCGUCUUAAGACAGGAUCCCUCUGUGAAACGAACCAUCUGUAAAUCCUGUUUCUCCCUUCUCGUCCCUGGAGUCAGCUCAACUGUACGCCAGAGAAAGCGCCGUCAUCAGCGGUGGACCGUUGUGAGGUGUCUCAACUGCGGCUUAACCAAGCGGUUCCUCAGCAACCCUGAUUAUAAAUUGUGGUCAGAGCAACCUGAGGCAUUAUUGGAGAACCAGACUGUGGCCAGUGAAGGAGUGAAAGGUCAGACGCCCAGCACAAUGCAGCAUCCCCUCAAAAUUUGCCCCACAGAGAAGGCAACAGGCUUGAGCUCUGAGCCUCACAAUCACCCUGCCUCUGGGGAGACUGCAGUGAGCACCAAAGAGAAGGAGAAGAAGGGUCCAACUGGGAAGUGA